Molecule: messenger RNA, 2286 nt
Organism: Lampris incognitus (smalleye Pacific opah)
Lineage: Eukaryota; Metazoa; Chordata; Actinopteri; Lampriformes; Lampridae
Product: PDZ domain-containing RING finger protein 4-like
Exons: 8
Coding region: 1-2286 (761 amino acids)
Molecular function (GO): protein binding
Source: RefSeq, a predicted model, not a curated record
AUGGGCUGCAAUCUGUGCACUUUACAGAAGAGAGAGGAGCACUACAAGCUGCUGUAUGAGAUUGCACAGGUGAAUGGGAAGGAGCUGUCCAAGUCCAGCCAUGAGGAGACGGCGGAGGCCGGCCACAGCGCUAAGGGGCCCAUCGUGGUGCAGGUCAUCAGGCGUACCCCGAGCGGCCGCCCCCACGGCCCCCCUCAGGAAAUCCACGUGGUGGAUGUGUGCACGCAGACGGACAUCACUUUCGAGCACAUUAUGGCGCUGGCCAAGCUGCGGCCCGCCACGCCUCCCGUGCCGGACGUCUGUCCCUUCCUCCUGUCCGACAGCUGCCAUUCUCUCCAUACAAUGGAUCAGGAAUACUAUGAAGGGACCGACUACCUCUCCCCCUUGCCUGCUGACGGAGACAGGCCCGAGGAGUUUGAGUACGAGGAGGUGGAGCUGUGUCGACUCAACAGUCAGGAGAAGCUGGGACUGACGCUGUGCUACAGGACGGAUGAAGAAGACGACGUGGCGAUCUACGUCAGUGAGAUCGGUCCAAACAGUAUCGCCGCCCAGGACGGCCGGAUCAGAGAAGGAGACCGCAUUUUACAGAUAAAUGGCCGAGAUGUGCAGGACAGAGAGGAAGCGGUGGCCGCUCUUUCCAGUGAAGACUGUCGCAACAUUGUGCUGCUGGUCGCCAGACCUGAGAUGCAGCUGGAGGAGGCCUGGCUGGAUGAUGAACACAGUGAGUUCUUGGAGCAGCUGAAGAUGGAGAUGUUGGAGGAGCAGCAGAGAGAGGAGUUGGAGCUGGCCGCCCUUCGGGAAGAACAGGAGAACGAGCAGAGAGUGGAGGAGGCAACACCCACAUGCUCCACCCUCCAACACCACACUGAAAGCACAGCGAGCAUGGCCAAAAGGGGGGAAGACGUCCUGGCGCACAUCCAGAGACGGCUGUCCCAGUGCCUGAGAGACAAUCAGGAUCCGCAGCACAGUACUGGCUCUGUGCGGCUGCAGGAGGAGGAGGAGGAUGAAGAGGAUGAGGAGGAGGUGGAAGGCGACCGCUUCCAGCAGCUUCUGGAGCUCAAAUGUCAGAUCCACAACAGUGGUGAGUACGACCUUUUCUACAGCCGCCGUAGCACUAUCGAGUGCAGCAUGGCUGAGCAGAGCGGUGUGCAGCAUGAGCUGCGCAUGCUCAACGAGGAGCUCCGCAGCAUCGAGCGGGAGUGCCAGAACAUCAUGCAGGCCCACAAGCUCCGCAAGGGUCAACAGUUGCCCUCCAUGGGCCACACCGCUCCCUCCAUCAAGGACCAAAGUCUCCAACACGGCCAGCCCGCUAGGGGAAAGCUGGUGGACAUCAACGAGAGGCUGGAAAAAUCGGACAAGGACAGCUCCAGCGCAUACAACACUGCGGAGAGCUCACGGAGCACCCCUCUGGCCAUGGACCGCUCCCCAGAGCACUCUCUCCAGAGGAUGGUCAGCCUCACCAACCAGAGGAAUCUCCGAAGCAGCCUGGCCACGGGCCACUCUCUAAGCCCCAGCCCCAGCCCGACACACCGGGCAACGGUCCCGGGCAAGAGCAGCAGUACGGACCACAGCAACCCAUCUGAGUCAGACCAGACAGCCCAGGCGGAGGAGGAUGGGCGAGGGAAGCUGAGACCCUGCGGCUCCCAGAUGCCGUACUUCUCCCCAUCCCACAGCUCACAACAGAGGCAGACCAACAUCCCAGCUCAUGCCCGCCACUACCAGAGCUACAUGCAGCUGAUCCAGCAGCGCUCCGCAGUGGAGUACGCCCAGAGCCAGCUCAGCCUGCUUAGCGUAUGCAAAGAGCCGCAGCGGCCCACCAACGAGCCCAAGAUGGAGUGGAAGGUGAAGAUCCGCAGUGACGGCACCCGCUACAUCACCAAGAGGCCCGUGAGGGACAAGAUCCUGCGAGAGCGCGCCCUGAAGAUCAAGGAGGAGCGCAGCGGCGGCAUGACCACAGAUGACGACGCCAUGAGCGAGAUGAAGAUGGGCAGGUACUGGAGCAAAGAGGAGCGGAAGCAGCACCUGGUCCGGGCCAAGGAGCAGAGGAGGAGGCGGGAGUUCAUGCAGCGGAGCCGCCUGGAAAGCCUGAAGGAGAACCCUCAGAGCAGCAGUGAGGGCCGCAAGGAGGUCAGCAUCAUCGAACUCAGCCACAAGAAAAUGAUGAAGAAACGCAACAAGAAGAUCCUGGAUAACUGGAUGACCAUUCAGGAACUGAUGACUCACGGGGCCAAGGCGCCCGAGGGGGCCAAGGUGCACAACGCCUUCCUUUCAGUCACUACUGUUUAA